This is a messenger RNA of Marchantia polymorpha subsp. ruderalis, 3599 nucleotides long. NCBI's taxonomy places the organism in Eukaryota, Viridiplantae, Streptophyta, Marchantiopsida, Marchantiales, Marchantiaceae. The record is from the annotation of a GenBank genome assembly.
AAUCCGGGGCCGAGUCCAACCCUCAUAACCCUCCCCACUCCAACGGACCGGGGACCCAUCUGUACAUUGGCCCCGAAUGUGUACCAAGUGGCAACGAUGGAUCGGCGACUGGGGACGAUGGUCGUGCCCUCGGGGACGGUGGGUGGAGUGUUUCUGACAGUGAGCAUCCUCCUCACGAUCAUCUUCUACGACAGAAUCAUCAUGCGCCUCAUCAAACGCUUCACGGGGAAUGGGCAAGGCAUCUCGCACGCUGGAUUGACUGCUUUCGCACCCGCGUUUAUUGAUCGUUACCUAUCUCUUUCUUCGAGCUCUGAAUGUGUACGCUUCUACUGCUGCCUCGUUCCUGCAAGAAGGUGAUGCUGCGGUUGCCAAUGGUGACUACACUACGGCGGUCCGUCAUUAUAGCAGUUUUAUUGAUUUGAGCAAUAGGCUACUCCAAGCGGUCGGCGGUUUAUGUACAGCAAAAAACAUACAAGGUAGCCAUCUAUGACUUGGAUAAAGCUGUCGAAGCUGAUCCAGUAUUUGUUCAGGGUUCUUUGAAUAGGGGCCGCCUUUUUCGACAGAGCUGCAGGUAAACUUCUCCACCUUUACAUAAGUUUUUCAAGGAAAUAUAUUCAGGGCUGGUUAUAGAGUUGCUACUCUACUGAGAUUUCUCGACAUUCUCGCGAGAUCCGGACCGGAGAAGUUCUUCGUCGUCGUCACCCUGGAAAGUAGAUGGUGAUUCCUGACACAUCGAUGGAUCUGCUCGGCGACGGUAGGCGGCGGGGUGUCACCGAAGGUCCGGACCUGGAUCCCGACCUGACGAUCGUGGUCCGCGAGGUAAGCUUUGCGGAAUCGAGUGAUCCAGCCCCAGACGGCAUCAGAAGGAUGCAGAAGAUAUCGGCCCAGCAGAUGAAAAACCGCUUCCUUGUCUCGGAACAAUAAAUCCAGCUCCGCGAGGAACUGCGAGACGAACAGCAACCCCGGCACGAAGUAAGCAUUUGAUCUCAGAAACAGCCACGGCUUCGAGUCCAGCUGAUCUUGACCUCGGUCGCAGAAAAACACUUGAUCCUUGUCGUCGGAGGUGUGCGUCAGAUGGACGUAAGAGAAUUCGGCCGUGGCUGUCGGUGAGGCGUGGUCGGAGACGCUGAAUUUGUGGCCGAAUCGUCGCGGAGAACACUCGUUCAAUGGCCGAGUCCAAUCCCGCGUGAUCUCUGUCGGAAGGAGCCACGAGGACCGGGGGAUCGGCUCGCAGAACAGCUCGCUCAUGUCCGUGCUCCCAUCGACCAGAAGAGUUCGGUUCGUGAGCAGCGCGUAUAAGAAAGUGGAGACGAGAGUCAUGAGUCUGUUCCCCAUGCCGCUGUAAGCGAUCCACACCACGUACCGGCAUUCGUCCCUCGAUCCAUUACGCGCUUCAGAGGUAUUUCCUCGCCUUGCGAAGUCUGCAUCCGGUCGAAGAAAUUCAUCCAUCGCUCGGCCGGCGCAUCGACGGUGUUGGAUCUCAUAGCUUCGCAGUUUCUGGACGAGCUCUCGGGACGGCUGCGGCUCGUGGCGGCUCUGUCUGUGUCGUCGUCGGUGAUGGGCUCGACUUGCACAAGCGUCGCUCUGGAAUUCAGAUGGCUCAGCCAAGAGACUCCUCAGCGUUGGAUCCACUCCUUCAUCCUCUUCUUCACUCGAUCCGUCCGAUUUGCUUUGAUCCGUCCUCAGAAACAGAAGUUGCUCGUCCGACAUGCGAAACUUUCUGAGAGAGACUGGGAACGAUGCGGACGACGGGUCAUCGUAGCAGGCGAGAGAGAACACGCUCGAAUACAGAGACAAGGCUGCGAGGGCGAAGAGAAAUACGCUUGCCAGUUGCAUUGGGACUCUGAUUUUGUUCUCGUCUGAUACUGGCGAGUGAACAGACUUCCUUGACAAAAAUCUGGACGAGGGAAGAAUGGAUCUGAGAACUUUGAUCAGAAAGACGAGAGUCCCCGACAGUCACAUCGACCGGGUGUCGGAGUGGGAACGAAUGAUGAAGCUGUGCUCCGUCGAGAGUUCAUUUUAUACUGGCAAUUGGGAUUUGGUGUAAUUGGAAAACGGGGGAAUAAUUUCAAACUAUUCCCCCGUUUUACAAGUACCGGAAUUUGCGCUACCUGCAGUUUUGAACCAAUUUGAAUCCAUCGUCUCUUAAACUCACCUCCCAUCAAAGCGAGGGCGGGAAGAGAAAUCUCUGAUGACCACUGACACAAGCAGCGUUAACUGACAACAUCCAGUCUGGUGACGUCGCUAAUUCUAAUCAGGGUUAAAGUGCACGAAGCUCGUAAACAGCCGCUGAAGCUGUUUUGUUCAUGGGGCAUCAACUCAUGGGUGUAGUAAGAAUACUCGUUCCCGUAGUGGAUCAUAACUGCUGGGGACAGAAGAAUGUGGAAGCCAGAAAGAACUAUCAAAUAAACUGAUGGAAGUAGUAUAGCUGAUCCUCGAAAUGCGACAAUCGGCUCUUCCGUGUUUGCUUCGACUCUCCGAGUACACCAAAAUACCCAUUUUUGAGAGCCUUUUCUCGGCCUAUCAGGUGCGUCUCUCGAAAUCGAAACCAUCGAGCUCCUGCUGCACCUUACAAGCGACCACAUCACAGUACGGCUGCAGUCCGCACCGAGAUUAUCCUUCUGCCGAGGGUGCACUCCCUAAUUCAAGCACGUUUGGAGGAAAUUUCCUUGCAAGAAGCCCAUUUUGUGGCCUCAGACCUGGAGCCCUCCUAACAAAAAACCGUCACAGGAUGCCAACCGUGAGCACCCUGUUAGGGAAAAAUGGCGACGAGGAGCUGUCUGUUUUCUGUGUUGCGGCGAUUCUUGUGCAGAAUCGAAACAAGUUGCUGAAGGAGGUUCAAUCAAUGGAUGAUGCUAUUAAAAUGUUCAACGACAUGAACCUCACAAUACGUGUUCAUAGCAGCAUGCAUACAGCCAUCAAGCUGCGGAAGAAGUACCGUAGUAGGGUAAGGUCUUCUACCAUCGGGGCAAAGUUUUCACUGCAAUAAGUAUUUGGCGUGAGACUUCAUAUUAUGGGAGUACUUUUCUACCGUAAGAGAGUUUGUGCUGGAGGCGCAAGGGUGUUGGUCCUGUUCACCACUGUACUCCUGUAAUCCAUCCGUCAGACAAGUAAACAAUUUCUUUCUGCAAGAUGAAGACCCAUGUCUUUGUGAUUUCUCCAUUGGGAUAUUGAUCUGAACUUUUGAACAGAAGGAAAUACUGUAACCUGGGAAAGAAGGUUUCCUUGUCUGAUUGUGUUGGUCCAAAAAGGAUUUAAUUCAGAUGGCCAAACAUGUCAUUCUGGAAGUCUUGACGGAACACUGAUCUUCUCCAUCUAGUCAUGAAGCGUGACGAGUCAAGCAGCAGUUUGUACCUAGAUUUAUUGUACAGGACCUGCUUGCCUUCUUUAGUUAUUCUUUUGACGGGGCCAAUAAAUAUGUAGAUCGCUUGUGGAUGUAGUGUGUCAUACAUGCGUUCCUUAUCAAGAUUAGGUAGCCGAAUCUGUCGAAAAGUGUUGUACUUAUCACACACACGACACCUUCCGUUGUAAGCCUUUUGUAUCACGAACAUAGCUCUCUCGCUCUUAUUUUAAUGCGUACAUCAAGGAGAAUCAACGCG